UAUAGUAUGCCGACGAACUGACAGAUGGGCUCCUUAGUCGACGAACCAAUAGUAUAUGGUCGAGACGAGGAACGGGAGAAGGUGAUCAAGUUGUUGGGAGUUCCAUGCGGGCAGAGUGACAUUGAAAACGACAAUGAAAGUGUAUCUGCCCCUGCUAAGAGAAGAAAGAAAGAAAAUGUGUCUGUUCUAUCCAUUUAUGGCAUCGGAGGGGUCGGCAAGACUACUCUAGCACAGGUUGUCUACAAUGAUGAGAGGGUGGUGAAGCACUUUGACCUGAAAAUUUGGGUCUGUGUUUCUGACAACUUCGAUGUGAACAGCUUAAGUAAAGAGAUCAUAGAUAACGCUGGGAAGGGGUACGAGGCUGAUCGUAUGAAUUUAAGUUCUCUUCAAGCGACUCUAAAGGAGAUAGUGAUGGCACAUCGCUUCUUGCUUGUCCUUGAUGAUGUGUGGAAUGAGAAUAGUAGGGAGUGGCAAAAAUUUUAUGCGCCUUUGAGCCAUGGGCAAGUAGGAAGUAUGAUCCUGGUGACGACUCGGACUUUGAAGGUUGCCAACAUAGCAGGAACAAUGGACCCCAUCUUCCUGGAGGGUUUAUCAGGUGAUGUUUAUUGGGAUUUCUUCAAGUCAUGCGCAUUUCGCUGUGAGAACCCUGAAGACUAUCCGGGGUUAGAAAAAAUAGGAAUAGACAUUGCUGCUAAGUUGAAGGGAUCUCCGUUAGCUGCAAAAACUUUAGGAGGCCUGUUGAAUGAGGACAUGGAUGCCGGACAUUGGACUACGAUCUUGAACAGUGAAUUAUGGGAACUACCGCAGAAGGAAGGCGACAUUCUUCCAGCCCUUCGAUUGAGCUAUCUGUAUCUUCUGCCGCAUCUGAAGCGAUGCUUCUCGUUUUGUUCGAUAUUCCCAAAAGAUUAUGAGUUCAAUAAAAGUGAUCUAACUAGUAUUUGGGUAGCAGAAGGCUUUGUUAUACCUCAAGGAAACAUGCUACUAGAAGAUAUAGCGACCAUGUACUUGCGCGACUUAACAAGCAGGUGCUUCCUUCAGCAAUCUCAUAGGGAUCCUCUAAACUAUGUAAUGCAUGAUUUGAUACACGAUCUAGCGCAAUUUGUUUCGGUAGACGAAUGUUCAAGGAUAGAUAAAGGUAGAGGACAAAUAAGAAUCCCUAAAACUGUUCGACAUUUGUCGGUAUGCUGUACGAGUAUAGAAGAAAAGAAGUUAAUGGAGUUAGCGAGCUACGACAAACUGCGCUCGAUUAUAAUACUUUCUAAAUUUCGGCGUGGAUUAGAUUCUAUAAUUGAUUGCUGGUUCCGCAGGCUCGCAAAUAUCCGUUGUUUAAAACUUAGCUUCUGUAAGAUAACAAAGCUUCCUGAGAGUAUUAGCAACUUAAAGCAUCUCCGAUACCUUGAUGUAUCUGGUACAAGUAUCAGAACGUUACCCACGUCACUGUGUCACCUCAAUAAUCUGCAAGUGUUGAACGUAAUGAAGUGCCCGCUUGAGUGUUUUCCUCAAGGAUUUACUGGAUUGCAUAACUUGCGGAAACUUUACCCUAUAGAAACAGCAGUUUCCAAGAUAAGUGAGAUAGGGAAGCUAACUUCUCUUCAAUAUUUGCCUCAGUUUGAAGUCCGAAAGGAUGAUCAACACAAAAUUGGAGAACUAAAGCAUAUGACACAGCUUCAUGGAUGCUUGCAUAUUAAGAAGCUUGAAAAUGUAGAGAGCAAGGAAGAUGCUUGUGAAGCUGAGCUGGACAAUAAGCCGUACCUUGAUGAACUGAUUUUAGAAUGGUCUCGGGGAACAAGCAAUUCUCACCAUGAUAUAGAGGUGCUUGAAGGCCUUCAGCCACGUCAAAAGCUUAAACAGCUGGAAAUCAGACACUAUGGUGGCACGACAUCUCCCAGUUGGCUACGACCUCAAACAUUAACCUGCUUAAGUAAACUCCACAUUGAAGAAUGCAGCAAACUUACCGAAUUACCGUGCCUCCCUCCUUCCCUUAUGUCACUGGUGCUAGUAAAUGUGGGCCUGAAUUCACUUCCUAGAUUGUGGGAUGAAUGCCAAGAUUCAACCAACGAAAGCAAAACUCAGCGAGGUGGUGACAAUAGCAGCAACAGGAGUUCUUCGCUACGUAAGUUACACAUUAAGCGAUGCUUCAACCUGACGAGUCUUGAAGGGUGGCUGAUGCCACACUACUUACCAUCCCUUGAGGAAUUCAGAGUCGAAAAGUGUAAAAAUUUGACUUUGCUUCCUCCUGACAGCUUCAAGGAUUUUGUUUCUUUGAAGUCAAUGGCAAUAGACGUUUGUCCUAAGCUCACCUGCCGUACAGUACUGAUCUUACCCCCCUCAAUUGAAUUGGUUGUUCUCGAUGACUGUGGUAAUCUGGAUCAGUCACUUCCUCGCUGCCUACAGAACCUUAAAUCUCUCAUCAAUUUAACAAUAAUUCGAUGUCCACACGUAGCAUCCCUGCCGGAGCAAGUGAUGUGUCAACUCAAAUCACUUGAGAAGCUGUUUAUUUGGCGUUGUGAAGAGCUUAGUUCUUUAGGAGGAUUAGGUGUUCUUGCAUCUCUCAAAUAUAUCAGAAUUCGCAACUGUCCCAAACUUGCAGAUUCUGAGCCACCGAUGUUUGACUUCACCGAUGAAAUACAGAGGGCGGAGAUCGGUUUGCGCAUUGAUAGGACGACCCUUCUGAAGCUGCAAUCUUUAAGGAAUCUGGUACCCUUCAUCAGAGAACUCGAAAUUUGGAGUCCUGAUGAACCAGAAAUGUUUGUUGGAGAGGACAGAGAACUGUUGCUGUUGUUUAAGUCACUUAAACAUCUACAGUUUUCAUUUUGUAAAGAACUUAAUUCGCUACCAACUGAGUUGCAUAGAUUGACUUCGCUUCAAAAGCUAUCCAUCCACUACUGCUCUAAGAUCCACUUCUUGCCAGAGAAUGGCCUACCAGCCUCAUUGACGAAGUUAGACUUCCACGGUUGCAAUAAAGGAGUUUACGCUACAGCUGGAGAUGUAUAAAUCGCUGAAGAACCUUUAACUGUCUAUAUUUUCAUGGCUUUUCAACAGGUGGCUAAGAGCUUGAUGGUUGAUAUCCGGGAUCCUAAGUUCAAAACAUAUUUGCUUCACAUGUGACCUCCUCGGCUAGAAGCCACUUUGAAAUGGCUAUCGCAACUCUAUUAAUUUUGAUUAACAUCCUUAAGUUUUGAUUUUUUUUUUUUUUUUUUAAGAAUUACACCUAAUCAUCCACAUAAGCACCAACCUUAUCUAGAUAUCCAAUUAUUCCUAAAUCUCAUAUAAAUAUCUUACACACCUCGUAUGAAGGAUACUUUGAUGGUCAAAAUUGGUGUUGGUGAAAUAUUUCUCAUGUGAGAAAUGUGAGUUUGUUGAUAUCAAAUUCCCUAACACAACUUAUACAGGACUAAAAUGGUUGUUCUUUUUCUUUCUUUUGUCAAAUAAAAGGAAAGCCUAUAAGGUUUCAGGAUUCCUAAAGCGACCAGCGAAGGAAGGUACCUGAGGAAGCAGAGGAAGAAGAUGAUGAUGAUGAGGAGAGAGUCGAGUGACCGGCCAUUUUGGGGGAUCCACAAGCUUGAUUUCAACCAACAACCAUUCUUGAUUAAUAAUUGGGAGUCCAAUUCGCGAAAGUUAUUUUGCUGGGUAUUAUCAUACUACGAUCAGAAAUGUUUCUACCAAAUUCAAGAUGAUUUUAUAAAGGGUUUUUAUGAUUUUAUUUAAGGCUAAAUUACAGAAAACUUUCAUGACAAUACUCGUUUUUCACUUUUUUCUUUGUCAUUCAAAAAUCUACACUUCGCUCUCUUGAAAAAAUAAAAAAUAUUCAAGGGGUACACCGUGAUAAAAUGAUCAAAAUGUCCCUCAUCUUAUUCGGGUUGGGUGUGGACGGGGAGGUAGCGAGGGUGAGGCGGCAGAAGCGGGCGAGGGCGUGUGCAUGGGCAUGGACAAAGGGGUGGGCGAGGGCGUGUGUAUGGGCAUGGACAAAAGGGUGGGCGAGAGCGAGACGGCACGGCGGAGAUCGGUGAGGAAGGAUAAGAGUUUCAGGAAUAUUUUGGGUAUAAAAAAUAGGAUAUAAGCGGAAUCCUAACGGAAUACUGAUGACGGGGGCAAAGUGAAUAUAUGUGUAGAUUUCUGAAUGAUAGGAGGAAAAAUAAAAAAAAUGGGUAUUGACAGAAGAUUUUUUGUAAUUUAGUCUUUAUUUAAACGUCUUUUAUAGAUCUAUCAGAAUACAAUAUGGUGAGAUAUUUUAUGAUUUGUAUGAUUUGAUGAGUCGAAAAGUAAGUUGUAAGUCAUAUACUUGUAGGGCGAGGAUCCAUCAUGAAUUGUAAUUUAUACUCUCUCUUUUUUUUCGUUUUGAAGUAAAAAAUGUAUAGUGUUGAAGUUCUUGUAGCA
Molecule: messenger RNA, 4377 nt
Organism: Ananas comosus (pineapple)
Lineage: Eukaryota; Viridiplantae; Streptophyta; Magnoliopsida; Poales; Bromeliaceae
Product: putative disease resistance protein RGA3
Exons: 2
Coding region: 25-2994 (989 amino acids)
Biological process (GO): defense response to other organism
Molecular function (GO): ADP binding; protein binding
Source: RefSeq, a predicted model, not a curated record